Durio zibethinus is the source of this 2719-nucleotide messenger RNA. Its product is annotated as Tetratricopeptide repeat (TPR)-like superfamily protein. Gene Ontology annotation, molecular function: protein binding. Lineage: Eukaryota; Viridiplantae; Streptophyta; Magnoliopsida; Malvales; Malvaceae. The record is from RefSeq and is a predicted model, not a curated record.
GAAAAAAAAUCCUCAAGAGAUAGAUCAGAUCAAAAUCUAUUGGGAUAUAGAUUAAAUUAUCAACCAUACUCAAAUAUCUUCCCAAACUCCUCAUGGCCUAUGCUUUAGGCCGAACUUCAUCAACAAUGAUAAUGAGAAUUAUGGAUAAAAAUAAUGAUUACUCAAAUUCUGCAUGAAAUAUUUUUAAAAAAAGUGAUUACUUAAAAUUCAUAAUGCAUUCAUGUACCGUGAUAGAAGGAUGAUUAAAGCUGUGUUUAAAGUAAUCCUCAAACUUUUUUACUAUUAUGUGUUUGGCCCAACACUUUCCAAAAUUAAGCAAAGCAGUCUCUGUAGUCCCUUCCCUUAUCGAUUUCUCUCGGCUCGCCCCAGUCAUUGCUGAUUCGCUGUUGAAGCCAUUGGAAUUAGAAAGCAAAAGCUUGUCCAUGAAAAAGCUCUGAUCUCAAUACAUGUUGAGAAUCAAUAAUCUCCAAGGAUUUGCCAGAAAAUUUAGACAUUGGAUUCAUCCCAUCAAAUGUUUACAUUCUCUUCAUCAACACAAACCCAAAAUACCCACCAAACACAGAUUUACCAAAACCUUAAAAACCCAAUUGAAAUCACUUGAUGUUAAGCAAAAAGUUUACAUGAGAGGCACAAUAUCAAACAUUUACAAAAUCCUCAAGUACUCAACUUGGGACUCGGCUGAAACCCAACUGAAACAGCUACCCAUCAAAUGGGACUCUUUUACAGUCAACCAAGUCCUCAAAACCCACCCACCAAUGGAAAAAACAUGGCUUUUUUUCAACUGGGUUGGUAAAGUUAAAGGCUUUAAGCAUGAUCAGUUCACUUACACAACAAUGCUUGACAUUUUUGGAGAAGCUGGGAGGAUUUCAUCAAUGAAGUAUUUGUUUCAGCAAAUGCAAGAAAAGGGCUUAAAAAUUGAUGCUGUUACUUAUACUUCGAUUUUGCAUUGGCUUUCAAAGAGUGGAGAUGUUGAUGGGGCAGUGGAAAUGUGGGAGGAAAUGAGAGGAAAAGGGUGUUUUCCUACUGUUGUUUCAUAUACGGCUUAUAUGAAAGUUCUGUUUGAUAAUAAGAGAGUUAAGGAAGGUAGUGAUGUCUAUAAGGAGAUGCUUCAGUCUGGGAUUUCUCCUAAUUGUUAUACUUACACACUGCUGAUGGAGUAUCUUUUUGGGGAUGGCAAGUAUGAAGAAGCCCUUGAGAUUUUCAACAAAAUGCAAGAAGCUGGAGUUAAGCCCGAUAAAGCUGCAUGCAAUAUUUUGGUUGAGAAAUGUUGCAAAGCAGGGGAGACAAGAGCAAUUAUCCAAAUCCUUAAGUACAUGAAAGAAAAUUAUCUUCUUCUUCGGUACCCCAUAUUUCUAGAAGCUCUUGAAACUUUUAAAGUUGCUGGUGAGAGCAAUGUCCUCCUCAGGCAAGUGCAUCCUCAUAUCUCUGUUGAAUGCAUUGGCAAUGAAAGAGAAGCUGAGUAUAAAGGAAAUGCUUCUGAAGCUCCUUUAAAUUUAGACAGAGGUCUAGUGUGGGUUUUUUUGAAAAAGAAAAAUCUUCUUGCCAUUGACAGUUUACUUACUGAGUCAGUGGAUAAGAAUAUACAGUUGGACUCUGAAAUGAUCUCUGCCAUCAUUCAUAUAAACUGUAACCAUUGUAGGCCGGAUGGUGCUUUAUUGGCCUUCAAAUACAGUGUGAAAACAGGUAUAAAUCUUGAGAGAACUGCAUAUCUUGCUUUAAUAGGCAGUUUAAUAAGAUCAAACACGUUUACUGAUAUAGUGGAGAUUGUCAUGGAAAUGACUAGAGCUGGACAUUCUCUUGGAGUUUAUCUAGGUUCGCUCCUAAUCUAUAAGCUUGGAUGUUUUAGAAGGCCCACUUGUGCUGCAAAGAUUUUUAAUUUACUGCCUGAUGAUCAUAAAUGCGUUGCUACCUACACUGCUUUGGUUGGUGUCUAUUUUGCUGCUGGGACUGCUGAUAGAGGACUUAAAAUAUACAAAACCAUGCGAAGAAAAGGGAUUUAUCCUUCUUUAGGUACAUACUGUGUUCUAUUAGCUGGUCUUGAGAAACUUGGUAGAGUCUCCAAAGCAGAAACCUAUAGGAAGGAAAAGAAAAGCCUGCAGAAGGAUGCUUAUUUCCGCGAAUCCAUUCCUACCAAUGAAAAGAUUUGUGACAUCCUAUUUGCUAGGGAUGUUGUAUCUUGAUGAACUUGUCAGGUUUUAUUACAAGACUCAUUUUGAAGGAAAGCUGCUGCGGUAUGGUGUUAUUUGAUUGUGAGAGGGGAGGGGUUUGAUCAAUAAUGUUUAUGAAGUGCUUCCAAUGGAAGAUUAAUGGCAACCUAGAUUGCAAGAGUGGGUGGAAGUAUUUAAUUGGUCCACAGAUUCAAUCUUUUUGGUGCUGCUUAUACUGAUAGGGCUCUCAUGCUGCAUCUUGAACAAAUGCGCAUUACAUUUUGAAUGUGAUCUAAAUUGGAGUGAUCUACAAAGGAUUCUAUGGUCUGUGCUUGUUGAUGACCAAUACAUUGACUAAUCUCCCUGUAAGUGCGUUUGACUGCAAUAGCAGAUUUUUUGACAAUUAUAUGAAUAAAGUUCAAUUUAUUUCAGCUCAUUUUUCCCAAUCUAAAUGGUAAAAAUAAAGAUGCUCCAAAUAGAAGGUUAAAGCCUUCUCUUGACAAUUGAUAUACAUCAUCUUAGAAAUGAAGAGAUCCAACGGCUUAUAUUGUCUAAAAAAGCAAUAAAAGUGA